Pantherophis guttatus is the source of this 2199-nucleotide messenger RNA. RefSeq names its product ARF GTPase 1 (gene ARF1). The record is from RefSeq and is a predicted model, not a curated record. Gene Ontology annotation, molecular function: GTPase activity; GTP binding. Lineage: Eukaryota; Metazoa; Chordata; Lepidosauria; Squamata; Colubridae.
GUCGUGCUUUGCGGGGCCCUUGGCACUGACGUGGCCGCCGGGAGCCGCCAUCUUGUGCGCAGUGAGGGAGGCUGUGAGGGAGGCGGAAGGCGAAGGCCAGAAGCAGGUGAGGCACCCGGCGGGACCGGAGAGGACGACGACGGAGGAGACUCCCCGCAGCCAGGCACCCCCGCUACGUCGCCCGAUUUUCUUGGCCAGUGGGUGAACGACAUCCUCAAACAUGGGAAAUAUUUUUGCCAACCUUUUCAAAGGCCUCUUCGGCAAAAAAGAAAUGCGUAUACUUAUGGUCGGACUGGAUGCCGCAGGAAAAACUACCAUAUUGUACAAGCUUAAACUCGGGGAAAUAGUAACUACCAUCCCUACUAUAGGUUUUAAUGUAGAAACAGUAGAAUACAAGAAUAUUAGCUUCACGGUGUGGGAUGUCGGCGGACAGGAUAAGAUCAGACCACUCUGGCGCCAUUAUUUCCAAAAUACACAAGGCUUGAUCUUUGUGGUCGAUAGCAACGACAGAGAGCGAGUCAACGAAGCCAGAGAAGAGCUUAUGAGGAUGUUGGCGGAAGACGAGCUCAGAGAUGCUGUCCUUUUAGUGUUCGCUAACAAACAGGACCUGCCGAACGCCAUGAAUGCUGCAGAAAUCACAGACAAACUAGGAUUGCAUUCUCUCCGCCACAGAAACUGGUACAUCCAGGCCACCUGUGCCACCAGUGGGGACGGUCUCUAUGAAGGACUGGACUGGUUGUCCAAUCAGCUCCGAAACCAGAAAUGAAGCCCUGAAUUAAUCCUUUUUUCUCCCCCCAUCUCCCUUCCCUUCCUCUCCCCCCUCUCCCUCUCCCUCCUCUUCCUCCUCGCUUUACUCUAAUGUGGCAAACCAUGCUACUUUGUAGUAAUGAGUGCCGGAAACUGUUUUCAUCAUCUCUUCUCGUCCACAGGAUUGUCCACCACUACCACCACGCUGUACAUGUGGCAAAACUACGCCCGAAAAGGAAAAAAAAAACAGUUUUAGCUUUUUAUUUUCUUAUUUAAUGUAAAUAGUUCUUGUUUUUCCCACGAGGCAGUUUCUGGUACUCCUAUGCAAUAUUAUUCGGCUCUUUUUAAAGUGAUAAAAAGGUUUUUAAAAAGAAACCCCACCCAACAACUUUGAGUGGAUUCAGGAAAAAAAAAAUGGUUGCCAGGAAUCUGGUUUUGUUUGUGUCGUGUGUGCGUGUGCGGGCUAGAUCCAAACAAGAUCCCUCUGGCCUUGCAGAUCUGGUCUGAGGCCUGAUUUCUGGAGCCCUGUUCUUAAGCCUGGGGACGAGUUUCUUUUCAGAAGACGAGGCUGGUGGGAAGGAGGGCGGAAGGACUUGAAUCCAGGACCCUUUGCAGUUUCUGCAACGACGUGAAGAGAAUAGCCACAAGUUCCCCUUGUUCCAGGUCAUAAAAUUAGCCUCAGUCUCCUUCAAGCUCUUGGCCUUUCCCAAGAAUUAGAGCCAACUCAGUGGAGAUUGCAGAUUAACGAGAAAUUGGGACAACCCCCCACUGCCCCGUACUCUUUUAACUGCCCCUUAGAUUUGGAUUUUUUUUUAAAAAAAAUAUUUUUUACCCUCCAACCUACAAGUGCCAUCUUCAUCUUCCCCUCAUCUUUGCUUGGGGAGCUCAUAGCUCCUUCGAAUGAAUUCCUUGAAUUUCUCCAGCCUAGAAUGAUUUCCAAAGACAGUCCUCUUGCACGAACGUCACAGCAGCAGCCACAAGUACUCUACUUAAAUAAGAAAUGUCACACGAGCUUUUCCGUUGUCGCAUCCGGGAAAGGGAGGGGUGGGUGGGAAUAUCGAAAACACAAAAGAGUUUGAUAAUCUGGCGCCUUCCAUUCUUAGAGACGUGUCUAGAUUCCCUUUUCGGAAGGCAAGAGAUGCCCUUUUUACAUUUCUCAUACUGCAAGGUUUGAGAUUUGCCAUCCCAGAUUUUAACUUUUAAUUUUUGUUUCGUUUUUUUUCUUUUUGUAUUUUGAUAAUAAAAAAAAAAAACACUGAAGAAGCUGGAGCUGUUGCGACUCGAGAAAAACACGAUCAGAACCGGUUUGUUUAGUGUUGUGGACAAGAAAAAAAAACUCUCUUGUUUCCUUUCAAUACAGUAAUCGACUGUUUUGUAUACUUGUUUUCAGUUAUCAUUUCAACAAACGAGCACUGUAAUUAAAGCUAUUAGAAUAAAAAUCUCUUAACUAUU